Molecule: messenger RNA, 1004 nt
Organism: Alternaria rosae
Lineage: Eukaryota; Fungi; Ascomycota; Dothideomycetes; Pleosporales; Pleosporaceae
Exons: 2
Coding region: 87-959 (290 amino acids)
Source: RefSeq, a predicted model, not a curated record
CUCUAUUAGGGUGCGCGGCACAGUCAACAGCAACACGGCUCUCCCACCUUCCACUAUACAUCGUCUUCCCGUCAGCAUUACUCGCCAUGUCGACCGUCGAUUCCUAUCUCAAGGCUUUGCUCGCGCUCUCCGGAAACGAGCAGCUCGUCACACCCCGCCAACAUCUACUUCAAGGUAUUGAUGACGACGACCUUUCGGAGCUACUGAAGAAAGCCGUGGGGAGGGAGUUCGCGCGCGGCGGCUUGGAAGACAUCGUUACGGUCAUCCUGGACGUCAUCGCAAGGGAUCACGCGACAGCUAGCGUCAAGAAUGAGCAAGUGCAAGGAAACAGCAUCCAGCAGCAAUCCAUGAACGAGAUCAUGGUGAUCAACGAUCAUCCAGCAUCGGGCGGACCAGCUACGUCAGCCAUGUCGACAGCAAGCAAGCGAUCACCUUCACCGUCUCCCGGCAUUGCGACCCGCAAACGUUCCAGACUCGAUACACCUCCUGUAGUCGCCACGCAGGCUGGUGCCUCCGCCGGCAAUAUGAGCCUUCGAGACUGUAAGAUGGAGCAAAUCAUAGAUAACAAGAUCGUUCCGCGCAUCGAUAUCGUCCGCUGGAGUGUACACUACAAUAUUUAUGGUGACGCCAACAUGUCUACCUUAUUCGACUCAAAAUUUGAUGAAGAUUACCUCUCUACCGAUCUCCAUAGAUCAGAGUGGGGUAAGUUGCUAAGACUACGAGAAAAGGGAGUCGCCACCCAAAGCUGUGUCAAUGAUACCGUCAUCAUGAGAGCGAAGCAGCCUGGUGGACGAACAGGACACAUGAACGAGGCCUGCGAUCGCUGUAUUAGGGUGAAGCGUCUGUGCACUCGGCUGAUGCUACAUAAGGGUGUGAUCAAGCUUGCCUUUGUCCCCUUACCUCUCGAAUUUCGCGGUGAUGCAAGGGGGAAUUCGCUGGACUAUUGGGUGCGUCCUUGAGAACUUGCGAUAGAUGUGACUAGCACAUAAGUACGACUACUCUCG